Anopheles marshallii is the source of this 633-nucleotide messenger RNA. RefSeq names its product alpha/beta-tubulin-N-acetyltransferase 9. The record is from RefSeq and is a predicted model, not a curated record. The coding region runs from base 1 to 633 and encodes 210 amino acids. Lineage: Eukaryota; Metazoa; Arthropoda; Insecta; Diptera; Culicidae. Gene Ontology annotation, molecular function: N-acetyltransferase activity. Gene Ontology annotation, biological process: protein acetylation. The transcript is spliced from 3 exons.
AUGAGACUCAACGAACAUCUUCAGAUUAUCGGUAAAAACGUUAUCCUGGUACCGUAUGAGAGUAAACAUGUGGAAAAAUAUCACCAGUGGAUGAAAAGUGAAGAAUUACAGGAACUAACCGCUUCGGAACCACUAAGCCUCGAGCAGGAGUACGCCAUGCAACAAAGCUGGCGUAAUGAUGAAGACAAGUGUACCUUUCUCAUCCUGGAUCGCCAAUGCUAUGAACAAACGACGGACGAAAUAGAAGCUCUCGUGGGUGACACAAACAUCUUCAUCCAAUCGAACACGGAAGACGACCCGGCGCUGAAACGGGAUGUAGGCGAAAUUGAAAUAAUGAUCGCUGAACCAGCCGCUCGGGGGAAACGUUACGGUUGGGAGGCUACACUGUUAAUGCUGCUUUACGGCGUGGAACAUCUGCACCUGCGGCAAUACAUCGCCAUCACGAAGGACACGAAUGAGCGUGCGAUGAAAAUGUUCGAACGAAUGAAAUUUCGGGAAACGAAACGUACUCCUAUCUUCCAUGAGGUCAGCUUCGGACGACCGGUCGAGGAAGAUUGGAUCGCGUGGUUAAAGCAUGAGGUAGGAUCGCACGCGAUCAAACACUACCCUACUAAAGAUUUGCAUUCGGAAUAG